AUGGCCUCUGCUCCGAAUGCUCAGCCCUGGUAUAACCGGGAACCUGCAGAUCUAAAGAAACUUCUUGAGGAGACGCGGGCAAAGGAAAUUGAAUGGCUUCUUAAAGAUACCAAAGCUCAGGUGAGAGCUACCGUGGCGUCGAACUUGCGCGAAUGUAGGGACGCUCUUGCAGCUUCUCCGUCCCCCAGUGAUAUAAACGGCAGUGAGAAUAACACAGAUAAACGUGAAUUUAGAUUGGUAGUGUCGAGUGGGCGCACAGAUUUGGUUAAGGGUGUGUUGGUGCGGGUGGGGACCCAGCUUGUGGACUUUGACAUCAAAGUGAAGCUGCUUGCCGCCGGGACGCACGGCGUGACAAUUGGAGGUAGCCCGGUGCAUACCCCAGUUGGGAACGGACCACAGACUACAUCUUCAUCUGCAUCAUCGGUACAUAGUCACCGUGACACAGGUCCUGGAUCAACAGCAGUCACUGGAUGCAUAACAGGACCAGUGCCUUCUGCGUUUGGGAGCUACAAACCGAGUGGGCCCGAGUCGCCAUAUCACCCGUUCGAACUAGUAAUGGCUAAUGCUACGAACCGACGAGCUGCUGUUGAGCGCUUAUUGCAGCAACAGAAGCAACAACAUCAGAGUGUGCAUAAUUCCCAUAAGCAUUUACCACAGCAAGCACUGCUAGCGCACUCAGUACAGACUCCGGAUGCUCCACCAUUGCCGCUGUACCAGCUGGUUGACACUGUAAAUUAUCUUGGUGAGGCCGUGACACUUGCAGAUGAUGGUGAUUCAGCUUACACAAAUCCUAAAGUGGCUUCUGACACACUUGGACGAUUAUCGAAUCUUGUACGUACAGCACUGGAUUGUCUGCGGGGUCCACCUCCACUCUUUUUCUUUCAUGGAGAUUUGAGUGGUGCACAAACUCCUACUAGCCCUGAAAAGUUGACACCAGUAACUUCAGCUCAAUCAAUAACUUUGCAUCAGCAUGACGAUUUGGUAAACACUAUGUAUGCGACCCCGGAGUCUUAUCUCAUGCGACAUUUACCGGAAAAUACAGUGGUGAGUUUCUACGUGUCAGAGGGAAACGUGGUGACAGAGGUUCGUGUGUUUGAUAAUCCCGACUUGCACAAUGUGAGUUCGAACAAUAGCUCACUUGAUCUAUCGUCUGUUUUUAGUUUGUUUCGCCGCGGGCAGCAGAACCAGCACGCACAUGUGCAUACUAAUCAGCACGAAUCUGGAGCAGGUGGAUCGGCUCUUCUGCGUGUACCCUCUGCGGCACAUCUUCACAGCGGGUCUUCAGGUAAUUUAAUGCACCAAAAUGUGCAUAGAGGUAAUACUGGAAACAGUGGUGGAGAUAGUAAUAGUGAUCCUGGAACCCCUGGAGAAAGCUUAAUUCGGGACUUUGUACGGGUAGAGUCUCCUGAUCCAAGCUUGAUUUCGUCAGGAGCCAAGUUACGUGCUUUACUUUCUCAUAUUGAUGUUUUAAAGCGGCGCUUGGAUCUUAUCGGAUAG
This is a messenger RNA of Magnusiomyces paraingens, 1497 nucleotides long. RefSeq lists its product as uncharacterized. The transcript has a single exon. The coding region runs from base 1 to 1497 and encodes 498 amino acids. Gene Ontology annotation, cellular component: RAVE complex. NCBI's taxonomy places the organism in Eukaryota, Fungi, Ascomycota, Dipodascomycetes, Dipodascales, Dipodascaceae. The record is from RefSeq and is a predicted model, not a curated record.